This is a messenger RNA of Trichoplusia ni (cabbage looper), 1188 nucleotides long. RefSeq lists its product as uncharacterized. Lineage: Eukaryota; Metazoa; Arthropoda; Insecta; Lepidoptera; Noctuidae. The record is from RefSeq and is a predicted model, not a curated record. The coding region runs from base 87 to 833 and encodes 248 amino acids. The transcript is spliced from 2 exons.
UAGGUUCACGUAAUAGUUAUUGAAACGUUACAAAAAAUAACACGAUCAUAAAAUGUAUAUUUUAUGGACUUAAUAAUAUUGGAGAUAUGGAUGUUUUUCAUUUUUUUAUAUACUUUUUUUACUUCACAAAAGAAACGAACUCAAAUCCUCUGGGUCGGGUUGGAACAACUAGUGUGAUACGCCCCAGCAACCAGCCACCCGCACUCCGCGGGCCCCAACAUUACAAAUGGGUGGACAGCUACUACAUAAGGGACUACGAGUACCCCUUGCUGACGGCCAAACCAACUGUGGGCCUACCCCACCAUAUUCCCAUGGGCGCGCAAAUAUUCUUUGGGCAAAUAUUACCUCGUUACUGGAAAUGGAUAAAAGGAGACAGAGAAAAAUUCCCUACCACCUUACCACCAAUGGGACAUCUUACCAAUUCAAGAGUUGACAGGGCGUUUAUUACUGCAACAACUACUCGUACUACUACAAGAAGAACUACAAGAAGAACUACUAGAACAACGGAUACAGAAUAUGUGCCUGCGGAACGAUCUGUGCGAACAUCGAAACAGACGGUUUUUCGAAGACAAGCCUUCGAAAAACUGUCUACAAAAAACACGGUACUCGUGAAACAGGAAUUCCGGAAACCGCGACCUCAAACGGUAUCCGUUAAAACAGUUCCUUUGAGAACGACACCUAAAAAACCGCCACUCCAAAGAUUUACACCCCAAAAAGUAACAUCCGAAGAAUUGUUAUUACUAACUCCAGUGUACCAAACAAUUAAAACCCGAAGACAAAAGACUCAAAAGGUAUACGGUUUUAGGGAGUAUACCGAUUACGUACUAUUGUAACUACACUAGGUCACGCUACCUUCUCGCUAUGGAUGCGAUCCUCACGCGUGAUGGAGUCUAAGACAUCCACAAUUGUUUGAUCUGAGGCAGGUUUGACAGCUGUCUGUGACUGUACAGAAGAGACGCACGGGCGUGGCCAGUAGUGUCCCGAAGCGAUGAUGCCCUAUGAUGAAAGAGUAAAAUCUCGACAGGCUCAACUCAUAGCGGGUUCGUGUGAGCCAACCCGUGUGGUUGUACGAUUUUCUUGAGUUAUGAUUUUGUCUUUCCGUUCCUUAGUGUAAACCUUAACUGUGAAACCAACCUGUGUAUUGGUGUUUACUGUGCAUAUCAUUUUAACGGUUCCAGGAGAUAGGAA